Molecule: messenger RNA, 788 nt
Organism: Arachis ipaensis
Lineage: Eukaryota; Viridiplantae; Streptophyta; Magnoliopsida; Fabales; Fabaceae
Source: RefSeq, a predicted model, not a curated record
UUCCUGGAUCUUCUCCCUGUGUUGCUUGCGUCUCUCCUUUCAAACCCUAACUUGCAAUCCGCUAAUUUAGCCAAAGUUUGGAGGUUAGAUUUUCAAUUUCAUGCAAUUAAUUCCUCUUAUUCCAAUAGAUCUUCUCCGUCACGCUCUCUUCGUUCCUUCUCCUCCUCCGCCGCCGCCUCUGCUGCCAUUGUUCGGUCGUUCGCCACUACCUCGCACCACAACAACCACCACUAGAACCACAAGUUUCUGGAUUCCAAUACCUUCUUUAGAAGCUGGCAGCCUCCGUAGGACCCGAAGGAGGCUGAGGCGAAGCUGGCGAUGCUCCGAAGGGGCUACGCGAAGCAGGUGAAGGAGGUUCGCAAUCUGUACAUCCACGAAAUGGAGCUGCUUCAGAUCGAGAAGGAGCUCAAGGACGAAGCUUGCAGAGAAUCCCUUAGAGUUGCCAAUGAGGAGCACAAGAAGCUCAAGGCCGAAGCUGCACAGAUUAGGGCUCUGGAGCGCAAGAUCGCACAACAAGAAUUCAGAGAAACACUCCUAUUUGAUGGUCACAAUGGAACUGCUGCUGCUAUUUAUGCCAAGGAGAAUCUUCUAAACAACAUUUUAAGUACAAUUCCUUCAGAUCUUAACAGAGAUGAGUGGAUAGCAGCAUUGCCAGGGCUUUGGUUGCAGGAUUUGUGAAAACUGACAAAGAUUUUCAACAGAAAGGUAUAUUGACUAUCUGUUUUUGGGAGAUUAUGUUGAUAGAGGACAGCACAGCUUGGAAACCAUUACCUUGCUACUUGCACUUA